This is a messenger RNA of Gadus chalcogrammus (walleye pollock), 2099 nucleotides long. RefSeq lists its product as uncharacterized. Bases 258 to 2099 code for a protein of 613 amino acids. The transcript is spliced from 7 exons. NCBI's taxonomy places the organism in Eukaryota, Metazoa, Chordata, Actinopteri, Gadiformes, Gadidae. The record is from RefSeq and is a predicted model, not a curated record.
GCGGAGGUCUUAAAAGUCUUAAAAAGUCUUAAAUUCAUUUUUCUAAAUUUAAGGCCUUAAAAAGUCUUAAAUUCGUCAAAAAUGUCAUACGCUGGUCUUAAAUAAAUAACUCGGAGGUCUUAAAUUUGUCGGGGCAGGACUAUUUUAUUUUUAAAUUUUCUCGCGGGACUUUUCGGGAAGGAGAUGUAGAGAGGCUACUUUCUUGCUAGCUGCAUAUAUAUACGGAUGUCUGCGCGCUUGCUAGCUAGUCUGCAACAAUGGGGAAAUGCAAGUUCAACGUCAGUUGGCUGCAAGACGUCCGUUUCAGAGGUUGGCUAGCGUCUGUUGCCAACCCAGAAGAGGCCAGAUGCAUUCUGUGCAAAAGUACAUUUAAGCUCGGCACCAUGGGGAUUAAGGCUGUCCUCAGCCAUAUGCAGAGCCAAAAACACAAAACCUCUGCCAGGAGCCACACACAGACCCCAGCAAUUUCUACAUUUUGCAUCUCUGCCCCGGCGCCACCGCCGCAGACGGUCCGCGCUGCUAGCACUGACCUGAGGGUAGCAUUUGGUGCGACACCAACGCUGAAAGCGGAGGUGUUGUGGAUUUUGAACACAGUGGUCAAGCACCAGUCCUACAACUCAAAUGAGGGGAUAGGAGAGCUCUUCGGUAUGAUGUUCCCCGACUCUCAAAUCGCGAGCACCUUUACGGCCGGAAAGGACAAAACGGCGUAUAUAACUCGCUUCGGACUAGCGCCGUUCAUCCGCAACGAGCUAAUCUGCAGCGUCAACAAGGCUGAUUUUGUGUUGAUGUUUGAUGAGACGUUGAACCACGCCACUAAGAGCAAACAACUUGACGUGCACGUCCGAUAUUGGGUCGGAGAUCAAGUGCAUUCCCGGUACUUGGGCUCACAAUUCAUGGGACACGCAACAGCCCGAGAUUUACUGCACCACUUCAAAGAGUGUGUGAAGGAGCUGAAUCUGAGGAACAUGGUGUCCAUCUCCAUGGAUGGACCCAAUGUAAAUUGGAAAUUCUUUGAGCUUCUACAGCAAGAGCACGCUGAGCAGUAUGGUGGUGUCCAGCUGGUGAAUGUGGGUAGCUGUGGCCUCCACACCCUACAUAACGCAUUCAAAUGUGGAUUCUCUAUGUGGCAACUGGAGAAGGUGUUGAGGGGGAUGCACUACCUUUUUCAUAACACACCAGCAAGGAGGGAUGACUUCAUUGCCCUCACCAAAUCCUCAGUCUUCCCGCUACCAUUCUGUGGGCAUCGGUGGAUUGAAAACCUGCCAGUUGUAGAAAGGGCCAUAGAGGUAUGGCCUUCACUGGUGACAUACGUGGAUGCAGUGCGGACAAAGAAGGUUCCAAACCCUGGAACAGCCUCAUUUGACACCAUAGAAGCAGCCAAGCAAGAUCCACUCAUCUUGCCUAAGCUACAAUUCUUCAUGGCCAUCUCAAGGACGUUCACUCCCUUUCUGACGAAGUAUCAGACUGACGCACCAGUCAUGCCAUUCCUUUGCAAGGACUUGGUGGAGUUGUUCCAGAGUAUGCUUAGGCGUUUUGUCAAGAGGGAGCAUCUCCAAAACAUCACUCCAGUGCAGCUGGUGAGGCUGGAUGUGGCUGACCAAAAGAUCUGGGUCAACUUGAAGGAAGCUGACAUAGGCUUGGGUGCAGAGGCAGCCCUGAAGGACCUCCAGAGAAAGAACAGCAUAGGAGAGCUCACUGCCCUAGAGUUUAGGAAGGACUGCGUGAAGGGUAUGUCAAAUAUCCUAAAGAAAGUCCAGGACAAGAGCCCCCUGAAGUACCCUAUUGUGAGACAGGUGGCAUGCCUGGACCCCACAGCCAUGUACUCCGACCCGGACUGGUGCCAGGGAAGAAUGAGGAGUGUAGUGCAGAAAUUCCUGCAAGACAAGCAGUUGUCCAGAGGUGUCGCUGCUGGUGAUGUGAUUAUCCAACAGUUUGGGAACUUCAUGUCUGUCGAGGCUAAAAGUGAGAAGUUUUUGUCCUUCCGGCCCAUCGAAACCAGGCUUGAUGUGUUUCUGCAUGGCUUUCUCAGCCAACCCUACCCUGAGCUUUGGGGUUUCUGUCAGAAGAUCCUACUGUUAUCCCAUGGGCAGAGCUUUUAA